Molecule: messenger RNA, 822 nt
Organism: Acanthocheilonema viteae
Lineage: Eukaryota; Metazoa; Nematoda; Chromadorea; Rhabditida; Onchocercidae
Source: the annotation of a GenBank genome assembly
AUGGUUGGACCGGGGAGACGGGGCAGAGGUCAGGUAGUACGGAGGAGAAGUGAGAUGGCACGGGGCAAAGGUGCUCGACGUUAUGAUACUCGCACGACAAUCUUCUCACCAGAAGGUCGCCUUUAUCAAGUGGAGUAUGCAAUGGAGGCUAUAUCUCAUGCGGGUACUUGUCUUGGUAUUUUAGCCUCUGAUGGUAUCCUUAUUGCAGCUGAGAAACGGAACGUACAUAAGUUGCUUGACGAUGAAGUUUUAACUGAAAAAAUCUAUCGGUUAGCGGAUAACAUUGCUUGUACAGUUGCGGGGAUUACAGCUGAUGCCAACAUUUUGAUCAACCAUCUGAGAUUUUGGGCAGCGGAUUAUAAGUAUAGUUAUGGUGAGCAUAUUCCAGUUGAGCAAUUGGUGCAGAUGCUUUGCAACGAGAAGCAGCGCUAUACACAAGUUGGAGGGAAGCGCCCAUUUGGAGUUUCAUUGCUGUACAUGGGAUGGGAUCAGCAUUUUGGUUAUCAACUUUAUCAGUCUGAUCCGAGUGGCAACUACACUGGUUGGAAAGCAACAUGCAUAGGGAAUAAUCAUCAGGCUGCCGUAUCAUUGCUGAAGCAGGAAUAUAAAUCACCCGAUCUGAUUGAAGCUAAGAAAUUAGCUAUGAAGGUCUUAUCGAAAACUUUAGAUGUAAAAUUAUCGGCGGAAAAAAUUGAAAUGGCAACACUAACACGACGUAAUGAUAAAACGAUUGUGGAGAAUCUGACCAGUGCUGAGGUCUCACAGUUGAUUAAAGAACAUGAAGAAAAAGAAAAAGAACAGGAAGCGCAACAGCUUGCUUAG